Molecule: messenger RNA, 1551 nt
Organism: Nakaseomyces glabratus
Lineage: Eukaryota; Fungi; Ascomycota; Saccharomycetes; Saccharomycetales; Saccharomycetaceae
Gene: YPS6
Product: pepsin-like aspartic protease
Biological process (GO): proteolysis
Molecular function (GO): aspartic-type endopeptidase activity
Source: RefSeq, a predicted model, not a curated record
AUGAAAGAAUUAUUAUACUUUACAUUGCUAGCUGGUGCUCAGGCCUAUUUGAAGUUGGACUUUACCAGAGUUCCUAGUGCCAGUGUACUUGAGAAAAGAGCUGACGAUUUGAGUCCAGUGCCAUUGAGAAAUGAUGUUGAUCAAUACAUCGUUCAACUAGCUGUCGGUACUCCUCCACAGAUGGUAUCUGUACAACUUGAUACCGGCUCUGCUGACUUGUGGUUCAGUGGUGCUGAUAAUCCUUACUGUAAGACCAACAAGAAGAAAGCACCAAAGAGUAAGGAUUUACAACCUGUUGAUAACUCUGGCUUUCCAACAAACCCUGACCAAAUUGGGAAGAAGGCAAGAAAUUUGGACUGUAAGAAGUACGGUUUCUUCAAUAUGAGUAGCUCAUCAACCUUCAAAAACAAUGACACAGAUAUCUUCUUAUAUUAUGAGGACCUGUCCUUUGUUAGAGGUACAUGGGGUACUGAUGUGGUUAGUUUGGGUGGAUUGAAUAUCUCUGGUGUUAAUUUUGCUGUUGCAGAAAUAUCUAAUUCUAGCAGUGGUGUACUGGGAGUCAGCUUACCUUCUGAGGAGAGUACAUAUUCUAUAAAUUCUAACGGAACUACGAAUGCUACUAAUUACCAGUAUUCAAAUCUGCCUUUACAACUGAAAGAGCAAGGAAUCAUCGAUAAAGUUACUUAUUCCAUUUACUUAAAUGAUACAAAGUCCAAGUACGGUUCUAUUCUUUUUGGGGCUGUCGAUCACAGCAAGUACACUGGAACAUUGUAUACGCUGCCAUUGGUGAACUCGGAAUAUGAUGUGGUCAAUAAGCCUUACGAGCUCGAUAUUACCUUAAAUGGUAUUGGUUACCAAAGUAUGAGUAGUAAUAUGACUCUUUAUGACCAGAAGGUAGCUGCAUUAAUCGAUUCGGGUACGACCAUAUCCGAAUUUCCAGAUGAGAUUGUUGAAGUGGUAGCAAAACAGAUGAAUGCUACAGUGGAUCCAAAUGGUAAUGGUAUCAGGCUGGCAAAGUGUCCCAGCAAGAAAGACAAUGCAAAAUUGUUGUUCAACCUUGGAGGUGCCUUAAUAUAUGUUGACAUUAAGGAGUUCACAACGAAGGUUAAGGGCAAGUGCUACCUUGAAAUCAUCCCAAGUGGUGCAGAGUCCGAUCUUGUUAUUCUUGGUGACAAUUUUAUGAGGAGCGUGUACACUGUCUUCGAUCUGGAAGCUAACGAGGUAUCUAUUGCUCAAGCAAACUUCAAUUCCUCUUUGCCUGCACAGAUUGAAGAAAUAAAAAGUACUGUCCCAAGUGCUGUAAAAGCACCACAAUACUACAACACCUUUUCAGCUAUAGCAUCAAUUUCCUCUGUCACUGGAGACAUUUUUGGCCCAGAGGCUACAGCAUACAUGGCACCUCCAGCGAAUGUUUCUAACUCAAGCAACUCGUCCAACAGUUCUGCGGUCAGUUUGGAGAGAAGAAGCUAUGAUAAUGCUGCCACACCUUUGAGAUUGAAUUCAAUUAUUUUGAUUGGCGUUGCUGCCAUAUUAGCUACCAUUUUUAUGUAA